GCCAAACAGCCCUUGCUGAAAUGUCAAUACACUACAGAACACUGGCUCACAGGGUUCAUCAUGAUUUCCAGGCAGUAUGUGGCUUUGUUUCUCUGCUUUCUGCUACUGAUCCCUCUUUCUCUGGAUGCAGUCUUUCUAAAGCAGGAAGAGGCAAGCAAUGUUUUGGAAAGAAAAAGACGAGCCAACAGCUUCUUUGAAGAGAUAAAACUGGGGUCACUAGAGCGAGAAUGCAUGGAAGAAUUGUGUUCCUAUGAGGAAGCAAGAGAGAUUUACGGUGAUCUUGAAAGAACAGAAGAGUUCUGGCGCACCUAUUCCGACCCCAACCAGUGUGCCUCCAACCCCUGUCAGAAUGGUGGGAUUUGUGAUGACCAGUUCCAGGAUUAUGUUUGCCGCUGUCCUGUCGAAUACGAGGGCAAGAGCUGUGAAAAAGCUGUGACUGACAAACUGAAGUGCAUUUUUGACAAUGGUGGCUGUGAACAGUACUGUACUGACAAGCAGUCCAAAAUACGACUGUGCUUCUGUGAUGAUGAUUACACUUUAGCAAGUGAUGGCGUGUCCUGCAUCCCUCGAGUGAAAUACCCAUGUGGAAAAAUACCAGUGCUGGCAAAAAAAAGUUCAACUGCACAUGGGAGAAUAGUAGGUGGUUUCAUCUGUCCUCCAGGUGAAUGUCCAUGGCAAGCCCUUAUAAUACAGGAUCAGAGAGAAAAGUGUGGUGGCACCCUGCUUUCCCCAGAGUGGGUGGUCACUGCAGCUCACUGCUUGGAGCACACUAACCCUAAAGAGCUUCGGGUGAGACUGGGUGAACACAAGAUAAAUGUUGAUGAGAAAACUGAGCAAGAAAGUGGAGUUGCCAGGAUGAUCAUUCACGAAGAAUACAAGAAUGGACAGGUCAACAAUGAUAUUGCCCUCUUGAACCUGGAAACACCCGUGAAUCUCACCGACUAUGUGGUGCCAAUAUGUUUGCCUGAGAAAAGGUUUGCUGUGUUUGAACUGUCCACCAUCAAGUUCUCCACAGUAAGUGGAUGGGGACGACUAAUAGAUGGAGGUGCCACCUCUUCUGUUCUGAUGAGAGUUGAUUUGCCACGUGUAAAGACACAAGAAUGUGAAAAGGAGACCGAUUUAAAUAUUACAGAGAAUAUGUUCUGUGCAGGAGACCUGUCUGGGGUUAAGGACUCCUGCAAGGGAGACAGUGGUGGUCCUCAUGCUACACAGUACAAGAACACUUGGUUUCUGACUGGGGUUGUCAGCUGGGGAAAGGGCUGUGCUGUUGAAGGCAGCUAUGGGGUUUACACAAGGGUAUCCAAAUACAUCGACUGGUUGAGGAAGCACAUGGACUAAUGAUGUUGAGCCACAGCAUUUCCAGGUUGUGUUAUUGCCCCCCAGUCCGUUUGUACCAUUUUCCCAUUGAAGGAUUCCUUCAUAUUCUUGGAUAUUUGAUGCAGGCCAUACUCACAACACUAUUAAAGAUUUGAAGUGAGCCUAAGGCCUACUUGAAUACAUAAAAUAACUUCCCUCUCAGUGCUGUCUGUAAACUUGUGUAUCUUGUCAAGCAGGCAGAGAACAACCAUAACAAAUCAGACACAAUGUCCCUCCUGUUCUGCAUCAAUUUCUGCUAAAGGUCAGAUGCUGAGAGAAAGACUGUCAGUAAUACAUCAUGCAGAUCAUAAGCCUUCCUCCCACUACCCUCUGAACUUCUGGUAAUCAGUGAAGUACAGACUUCCUGAGCCAGAAGUUGCAUUAGAUUGAACAGUCAUGAAUGAAUGUGUUGUCCAUAAUUGUGUGCAAUCUCCUUUAAACAUGUUUAUGCUCCUGGCUUUCAUAGCUUCCUAUGCUAUGGAUCCUGUAAUAUAAUGAUAAAAUAGCAGGAACAAAAAUAGAAAAGGUGCUUCCUUUAGCUUAUGUUAGAGCAGCUUUCUCCCGCAGUUGCAGUGGCAACAGGGAGAUUUGAAGGGGAGGAACUGCAGGCACUCUCCAGGACAAGGAAAUCUGGAAAGAGGUUGAUUCCAUAUUUACAAGUCUGCUAUGAAAACUUGAUUUAAAUCUUAUUGCACCAAGCACUAUUGCUAUAAGGCUAGUAAGUGCAAUAUUUAACCCUAUAUUUAUGAGUGAUAAAGAAUACCACUGAUUUAAUCUUAUAUUUGCCUUGAUAUUAUGCUUGUCUAUAGAAAGAGUGCAAAUAAAAGGGAAUGUUAAUCAGUUGUCCAGUA
Lonchura striata (white-rumped munia) is the source of this 2207-nucleotide messenger RNA. Lineage: Eukaryota; Metazoa; Chordata; Aves; Passeriformes; Estrildidae. The record is from RefSeq and is a predicted model, not a curated record.